Messenger RNA from Sorex araneus (European shrew), 5016 nucleotides. It is a transcript of the gene ZNF512B, whose product is annotated as zinc finger protein 512B. NCBI's taxonomy places the organism in Eukaryota, Metazoa, Chordata, Mammalia, Eulipotyphla, Soricidae. The record is from RefSeq and is a predicted model, not a curated record. Gene Ontology annotation, molecular function: zinc ion binding. Bases 267 to 2801 code for a protein of 844 amino acids. The transcript is spliced from 17 exons.
GCCGCCUCCUCCUGCUCCUCCUCUCCCGGGCCGCUCGCACCGCCGGACCUCGCGCAGCCCCGGGCGCCCCGCCCCCGGCCCUGCCUCAGUUUCCCCGGCAGCCCGGGCGCGCAGAAUACCGCGAGAGUUGGCCCCGCCCCCGCGCAGCUGUCAAAGGGGGGCGGAGCGCGCAUGUGCGCAGCCUCGGCCCGCGCCGCCGGACCCGCGUCCGCCCCGGCCCGGCCCGGCCCGGCCCGCGCAGCCCGCUGGGCGCCGCGGCUGCAGAGAUGGCAGACCCCUUCUGUGCUGGCGGAGGCCGCCGGCUCCCAGGGCCCAGCAAGAGCGGGCGAGAUGGUGGCCGGAACGAGGUUCGACUCCCUUCACUGCACGAGCCACCGCGGCUGGGGAUGCCCGUGGCCCAUGGCGGGCAGACACUCCCCGGCCAAGCCCCGCUCUGCUUUGAGCCAGGAAGUGCCGCCAGUGACAGGACCGAAGGCAAGAAAAAGGGGCGUCCGAAAGCGGAGAACCAGUCGCUCAGGGAUAUCCCGCUCUCCCUGGUCAACCAGUGGAAAGAUGAGUUCAAGGCGCACUCGAGGGUGAAGUGUCCAAACUCGGGGUGCUGGUUGGAGUUCCCCAGCAUCUACGGGCUCAAGUACCAUUACCAGCGGUGCCAAGGGGGCGCCAUCUCCGAGAGACUGACCUUCCCCUGCCCCUUCUGCGAGGCAGCCUUCACUUCCAAGACCCAGCUGGAGAAGCAUCGCCUCUGGAAUCACAUGGACCGGCCCCUGCCCGCCCCCAAGCCCGGGCCCGUCAGCCGGCCGGUCACCAUCAGCCGGCCGGUCGGGGUCAGCAAGCCCAUCGGAGUGAGCAAACCAGUGGCUAUAGGCAAACCUGUGGGGGUCAGCAAGCCCAUUGGCAUCAGCAGGCCCGUGCCAGUCACCAAGUCUGGCCCGGUCAGCAGACCCGUGACCGUCAGCAGGCCCGUGCCUGUCUCCAAGCCGGUACCAGUGACGAAGCUGGUGACAGUUGCAAAACAUGUGCCGAUCACAAAACCUGUGACGGUCAGCAGGCCCCUGGUGGUCAGUAAGCCAGUGACGGUCAGCAGGCCCCUGGCCGUGGGCAGGCACACCCCGCCCUGCAAGGUAGUGCUGCUGAGCAGGUCUGAGAACAAGGCCCCCCGCGCCGUGGGCAGGAGCGGCAGUAAGAAAAGGGCUUCGGACAGCCUGGACACCUGCCCCAUCCCGCCCAAGCAAGCGAGGCCAGAGAAUGGGGGGUACGGCCCAUCAGCCCCUGGCCAGAGCUCAGCCCUCCUGCUGGGCAUGGGGGCCAGGCCCUUGGCGAGCAAGGAAGUGUCUCGGUCCACAGGCCCCAUCUCCCCGAUGGAGGAGGGCGCCGAGCGGACGAAGCACAGAAGGAAACAGAAGACACCCAAGAAGUUUACAGGCGAGCAGCCGUCCAUCUCCGGGACCUUCGGGCUCAAAGGCCUGGCCAAAGCAGAGGACAAGUCCCGCGCACACCGGGCCAAGAAGCAGGAGGGGCCCGGACCGGAGGACGUGCGGAAAAAAGUGGCCCCCGCCGGCACCCUUGGCACAGAGGCACCAGCCCCUACAACCCAUCUUGCCUCAGGUGGCCCCGAGGAACCGUGGCUGCAGGCCAUUCACGAGCGGGGCGAGGCUGUGUGCCCCACCUGCAAGGUGGUCACCCGGAAGACCCUGGCCGGGCUGCAGAAGCACAUGGAGGUGUGUCAGAAGCUGCAGGACGCGCUCAAGUGCCAGCACUGCCGGAAGCAGUUCAAAUCCAAGGCGGGCCUCAACUACCACACCAUGGCCGAGCACAGCGCCAAGCCCUCCGAUCUCCAGGCUGCCGAGCUGAGUGAGCAGGAGGAGCGGGAGAGGCUGCGCAAGGUGCUGAAGCAGAUGGGGCGGCUGCGCUGCCCCCAGGAGGGCUGUGGGGCCGCCUUCUCCAGCCUCAUGGGCUACCAGUACCACCAGCGGCGCUGCGGCAAGCCGCCGUGUGAGGUGGACAGUCCCUCCUUCCCGUGUGCCCACUGCAGCAAGACCUACCGCUCCAAGGCCGGGCACGACUACCACAUGCGCUCGGAGCACACCGCCCCGCCCCCUGAAGAGGCGGAGGACAAGCCCCCCGAGGGGGAGGACCUGCUGGGGGUUGAGCGGACCCCCAGCGGCCGCAUCCGCCGCACCUCCGCCCAGGUGGCCGUGUUCCACCUGCAGGAGAUCGCGGAGGACGAGCUUGCGCGAGACUGGACCAAGCGGCGGAUGAAGGAUGACCUGGUGCCUGAGACCGCCAGGCUGAACUACACCCGCCCGGGGCUCCCCACGCUCAGCCCCCAGCUGCUAGAGGCCUGGAAAAGCCAAGUCAAGGACCGAGGCCACGUGAACUGCCCCAAUGAUUGCUGCGAAGCCAUCUACUCCAGCGUGUCCGGCCUCAAGGCCCACCUCGCCAGCUGCAGCAAGGGUGACCACCUGGUGGGGAAGUACUGCUGCCUGCUGUGCCCCAAAGAGUUCAGCUCGGAGAGUGGCGUCAAGUACCACAUCCUCAAGACGCACGCCGAGAACUGGUUCCGUACCUCCGCAGACCCACCACCCAAAGCCCGGAGCCAGGAGGCACCGGCCCCUAGGAGUGAGCAGGGCAGCCUGGCAGGUGGGCGGAAACGUGGGCGCAAGCCCAAGGAGCGGCCAGCCGAGGAGACCCCCCCCAAGACACCCCCUCACCAGGAUGACUGGUCCCUGGGAGGCAGAGACAAGGGAGCACGGGCAUCCACUGGCCGCAAAGUGGGAACCGGCAAGGCACCCGAGAAGUGAGUGGGCAGGUGGGCCAGCCAGGCCCAUGCGGGGAGGGGGAGCUGGCCUGGGCCUCUUGACCCGUGGCUCUGUCCCCCUCCCUACCUGUUCAUCUGUCCAGUGGUCCCCCCGGGCACCAGACGUUCGUAGGCAGGCAGCGGCCACGUGGCUGGAUGGGGGUCUGGGGCUCCCCGGGGGCUGAGCCUGAGGGGGCUUCCCAGCCAUCCCACACACCCGCACACCUCCUGCACCCUGUCCGCUCCUCAGGCCCUGCUGGGCCCGCACUCUGCCCCCAAGACGCUGGAUUCUUGGUGACUGGUGGUUCUGGUUCUGGUUCACGACGCUGGACCCCAGCUACCUCCCAGAACAGAUCCUGAGUCUACAUGCGCUGCCUCCCGGCCCGUCCUGCUUCUGAUCUCUACCUCUCCACCUCCCUCCUCCCUCCUCCCUCCCCUCCAGUCCACCACCCCUGCUGGGCACAGCCCCUACCCCUGUCCCGUGGCCAGUGUGGCUGCUCUGCAUAGUGAGGGCAGAGCAGGGUGCAGCUCCCAGCCCCGGGCUGAGGGCUGCGGCUGCUCUGCUGACCCUGCCGGCUUUGUGGGCUCAAGAGACCUGGCGAGAGGAAUGGCGCGGUGGGGUGUGGCCCUCUCUGCCCUCUGGCCCUCUCUGCUGUGUGUUCCGGGGGACUUAACCCAGGCCACAGCGGGCAGUGACCCCGUGGGCCUGAGGGUGGCCGGGUCGGCUGGCGCAGCACCCAGAGGGCAGUGGAGGGAGAGGAGGGGAUACUGCUGCUGGGGGCCGGGUGGACAGAGGGUUGGGCCUUGCGAUCCUGGAUGCUGUGAAGUUUGAUAUUUCCCGUGUGUGUCUCCUGGGUGUAGUAGGUCCAGUCUUGUUGCUGUGACAAGUAACCUUUUUUUUAAAUUGUUUUUUAUACAAAAACUCACAACAAUUCGACAUUUUGGUGCUAAGGGUUUCCUGGUGCCGAUGGUGGGCCUGGGGCUGCUCAGGGAGGCACUUCUGACUGCCCCCUCCCCCGCCCGUGUGGGUCCUGCUUAGUGCGCCCCCUCAGGGUCAGCUCCAGGGCUGGAAGACCCCGCCCUCCAGCCAUCCCUGUGUGGCCUGGCCUGGUGUCCAGGGAGCGGUGUGGAGCCCACACUCCGACAUUCCUUGGCUUGAACAAAGAGCAGAGUCAGGUAGGCUGUGAUGGGGGCCAGAGGUCAAGGGACAGCAGGGGCAGGCUCGGGCUGGAGCCGUCAGCAGGGUGGUGUUCAGCUGGCAGUGCAGGGCCAGUGUGUGUCUCUGUCACCCACUGUUGAGUGAGGUGGACCUCAGCACCUCUGCUGGGGUGGCUGCUCUCUCCAGCCUCUCAGGUACUUGGCCCUUCGGGAGCAGGGGGCUGGUUUUGGCUGGGGGGUGCAGUUCCAGGUCAUCCCCAGAGUCCACAGGGCGUCCCUGGUGUGGAAGGAGGUGGUGGCCUGGGAAACCUGGCGUUUAGCACUUUAACCCCUGCUCUACCUGCACAGAGGGCGCAGGGCUGAUGCCGCAAGUGGCUGCUGGGUGAGACCCUGUCUGCUGUACCUCUCUACUUGCACGCUCUGGCGGUAGGGGGUCUGCACAGCCCCCUCCCACUGGCCUUGGCCGAGCCCUCCAGUGAGAAGAGCCAGUGUGCAGAGUGGGUGGCAGGCCUGGGCUCUGCCCGGCCCAGCGCAGGUGCCAGCCCCUUUGUGAAGAUCUACCUCCGACCCAGUGCCCAGCCCUGAGAACAGGCAGGGCCGCCCCUGGGCCCCAGCCAGGGCCACUUGCAGCUUCCCGUGUGACCAGCAGCCCAGCCUCCCUGCUUCAGGAGGGAAAGAAGGGGCGAGCAGGGGCCGGGAGAGCUGCUCCAGGCCUCCUGCCAGGCGGGGCCCAGGGCGACAUGGUCUGGAGCCCGGGGCCCUGGUGGGCACGUUCGCUUAGGUUACUCCAUUUGGGUUUCUAAUGCCAGUUCUCAGUACAUAAGUGCAUUUUGAAAGAGAGGUUCCAGCUGCCACUUGUAACCAUAUAUAUACAUAUAUAUUAUAUCUACAAAGUGUUUAUUUGCAAGAUGUUCUGACGGUAAGCUUGGGCCCCGCCCGCCCUGUGACCAUCUGUCCCCGGCUCUGUCCCCGCUACCCGAGGUGGCGUGGGGACGGGCCACCAACUGUAUGUAUUAAAGAUGACUGUAUCGAAUAAAUGUUUAUUGAUUUUUUUUCCAGGG